UACAACAAUUAUACAAAAACACCGUCCUAUGAGUUACGGAUUUUUAGUUAAGGCGUCUGAAAAUGUUUCAAUAGAGUUGUUAACACAAUUUAACAUACCGAUUGGACCAGUUAUAUACCGAGGUAGUGAAAGCAGGCAAGACGUGGCAAAACAUUUUAUACAGAAUAUCACUGACGUUGCCGAGAAAAUAGAAAAAUUAUUAAAGACAAACAUUGCUCUGACCAUGACCGAUGAAGACACAGCUAAACAUAAUUCAUGUUUUAAAUGUAAUUUAUGCAAAUGUAGUGUUGAUACAUACACCCGUGUCCGUGAUCACGAUCAUUUGACUGGGAAAUUCAGACAGACCUUGUGUAGUCGGUGUAAUCUAAGUCUUAAACAACCAAAUUACGUUCCAGUUUUUAUCCACAAUCUAUCCAACUAUGAUGCACAUUUCAUUGUAACCGAACUAGGUUAUAAUUCAAAAAGAAUAAAAGUAAUUCCGAACAGCGAGGAGAAAUACGUUACUUUUUCAAAAUAUAUAAGUAACGAUUUUACCAUCAGAUUCGUGGAUACUUUUAGAUUUAUGGCUACAAGCCUAUCAACUCUCGCCAACAAUCUAAUAACGCCAAACUUGGAAAAAUUCCGUAUAACGGCAAAACAUUUUUCCAACAAUGAUUUACCGCUCGUCACCCGUAAGGGUGUAUAUCCUUACGACUUCACUGAUGAUUGGUCUAAGCUCGAACAAACCUCUUUGCCGCCUAUAGAAGAUUUUUAUAGCGUUCUGACAGAAGAACAUGUUAAAGAUACGGAAUAUCAGUUUGCGGUAGAAGUUUGGAACCACUUCAAUUGUCAAACGCUGGGCGAAUAUUCCGAUCUAUAUUUAAAAGUUGAUGUUUUACUUCUGGCGGAUGUUUUUGAAAAUUUCCGGGACCUUUGCUUGAAUACAUACCAUUUAGACCCGGCAUACUAUUAUACAGCACCGGGGUUCUCUUUCGACGCAAUGUUGAAAUACACGGCGAUAAAACUAGAAUUACUGUCGGAUUAUGAAAUGCUUCUCAUGUUUGAAGACGGUAUUCGAGGUGGACUGACACAAGCCAGCAUGCGGUAUGCAAAAUCAAACAACGAAAAAACACCAGAUUACAACCCGGCAGUUCCGAAAUCAUGGCUUGUGUAUCAGGAUUGCAAUAAUCUUUACGGCUGGGCAAUGUCUCAGUUUAUGCCCUACGGAGAUUUCAAGUGGGUUAAACCAUCACUCGACGGCUUAUACGAUUUGACUGAGGAUUCGCCCAUAGGACGGGUUUACGAGGUUGACAUUGUUUAUCCGAAAAAUUUACAUAAUAAACAUAACGACUUACCAUUCCUGCCACAAAACAGCGUACCACCAGGUUCAAAAGUACGCAAACUCAUGGCUACAUUUGAGCCUAAGAAAAAUUAUAUUAUUCACUAUCGAAACCUCCAGCAAGCCUUAAACAAUGGUCUCAUAGUUGAAAAGGUGCAUAGAGUUAUUCAAUUCAAGCAAUCACCUUGGCUUGCCCAGUAUAUUGAAUUAAACACUAAUAUGAGGAAAAAGGCGGAAAAUGAAUUUGAGCGGGAUUUCUUCAAAUUGAUGAACAAUGCUGUAUUCGGAAAAACGAUGGAAAACGUUCGUAAACGUAUGGACAUGGAGCUUGUAUCGUGCAACCGACGUUUGCAGAAAUUAAUUAACAGAUCGACAUUUAAAUAUUCCACCACCUAUACCGAAAACUUAAACGCAGUAACAUUAGAAAAAAAAAUCAUUGAUUUUUGUAAACCUAUUUAUAUCGGUCUCGCGGUUCUUGACAUAAGCAAGAGUUUAAUAUAUGAUUAUCAUUAUAACGUAAUGAAAAGCCACUAUGGGGAUAAAAUCGAGUUGAUGUAUACCGACACAGACUCACUGGUAUAUUUUAUUCACACUGAUAAUUUCUACGAAGACCUUAAAAAUAAUAACAACUUGCUCGAACGAAUGGAUACUUCCAACUUACCGGAGGACCAUCCAUGUUACAUUGCCGAACGACAGAAAAUCCCAGGUCUGUUUUCUGAUGAGACGGAUGGGCUCAUAAUGACUGAGUUUUGCGCGAUGCGAGCAAAGUCAUAUUCAUACAUUUUGAAUGGUGAGGAGAAGAUCAAAGCCAAGGGAAUUAGAAAACACGUUGUAAAGAAUCACAUGACGUUCUACGAUCAUAAAAAGUGUUUGUUUGACGAGGAAGAGGAGGGGGAAAAUAAAAGAGAAAAUGUCUCCAUCCGCUCUUUCAAGCAUCAACUGAUGACGAUAAAAUCGAACAAAUUAACGUUCAAUAACUUCGAUGAUAAGAGGGUGGUGCUGCAAGAUAAAGUGCACACACUGGCUCACGGACAUUACUCUCUAAAGGAAGAUGAACCCGAGGAUGAUUGGCCUGAAUUAGAUGAAGAAGGAAAUAACUGGAAGGAGGAAGAGAAAGGCUUAAUGAGAGACCUUCUACACUGCAUAACCUAACCUGCAUAAAGUUUUGUGAUAUAUUGUAAAUAUUACUCUUGAGAUAUA
This is a messenger RNA of Metopolophium dirhodum (rose-grain aphid), 2518 nucleotides long. RefSeq lists its product as uncharacterized. NCBI's taxonomy places the organism in Eukaryota, Metazoa, Arthropoda, Insecta, Hemiptera, Aphididae. The coding region runs from base 29 to 2470 and encodes 813 amino acids. The record is from RefSeq and is a predicted model, not a curated record. The transcript is spliced from 8 exons.